Ornithodoros turicata is the source of this 678-nucleotide messenger RNA. RefSeq names its product superoxide dismutase [Cu-Zn]-like. Gene Ontology annotation, molecular function: copper ion binding. Gene Ontology annotation, biological process: superoxide metabolic process. Lineage: Eukaryota; Metazoa; Arthropoda; Arachnida; Ixodida; Argasidae. The transcript has 5 exons. Bases 63 to 611 code for a protein of 182 amino acids. The record is from RefSeq and is a predicted model, not a curated record.
CACACGGCACCGAACAGGUGGCUAAACAGGUUGUAUGAGGAGCUCAUUCCAAAUCCUCACUGAUGGCGACUGCUAAGUGGCUCGUCUGCCUGACCACGGCAGUGGUGUUUGCUAUCACACCGUGGUAUGUUAACGGCCAGGGAGAAGUCAUCACCCGAGCGGUUGCAGACCUCAAUGUGGGCACAGCACGAGGGACAGUCACCUUUUGCAAGCCCUCGGACUACGAUCAAGUCCUCGUGUCUGGAAACGUGACAGGACUAAGCCCGGGAAAUCAUGGAUUUCAUAUUCACAUGUAUGGAGACAUCUCUACAGGUUGCAAAGGCGCAGGUCCGCACUUCAACCCCACAGGGCAGAACCAUGGUGGCCCAAAUGACGUUGAACGGCACGUAGGUGACUUGGGCAACAUUGAGGCGGACGCUAGCGGGACAGCUACCUUUGAAUUCUACGACCCCCUUCUGCAGUUCACUGGAAGAAACUGCAUCGUCGGACGAGCUGUUGUGGUACACGAAAACGAAGACGACUUGGGAAAGACAAAUCAUCCUGACAGCCCCAAGACGGGCAACGCUGGAGGCCGAGUGGCGUGCGGAAUCAUUGCUGUCGCCGCGCCUUGAUUCGAGCAGGUCACGCAGAAGAACAGAACCACUCAGAAAAAAUAAAAAAAAUAUAUAUAUAUACUUA